AUGGCGAUUCUGAGCGUGAGGGCAGACUUCUGCCAGGCCCAGCACAGCGUUUUCGCUGACAACUCUGCUUCACUCCUGUGUCUCUGCCCUUCAAUACUUUGUCGCUGUGGGGACAAGGACGAGGAAAUACACCCACUCUCGUGGCGGGGACAAGGACGAGGAAAUACACCCACUCCCCCAACAGCAUCAGUGAACCGUCCAGCCCCUGUGGAGAUCUCCUAUGAGAAUAUUCGUUUUCUGAUAACUCACAACCCUAUCAAUGCUACUCUCAAGUACAAAGAACGUAGGAAGUAUGGAAUAACAACUUUGGUUCGAGUUUGUGAUGCUACAUAUUAUAAAGUUCCAGUUGAAAAAGAAGGAAUCCACAUUCUAGACUGGCCAUUUGAUGAUGGAGCACCACCCUGUAAUCAGAUAGUAGAUGAUUGGCUAAACCUACUAAAAACCAGAUUUUGUGAAGAGCCAGGUUGCUGUGUUGCAGUGCAUUGCGUUGCAGGAUUGGGAAGGGCACCUGUGCUGGUUGCACUUGCUUUGAUUGAAAGUGGAAUGAAGUAUGAGGAUGGAGUUCAGUGUAUAAGACAAAAAAGAAGGGGAGCAUUCAAUUCCAAGCAGCUGCUUUACCUGGAGAAAUAAGUACUUAAGAUGUGAUUAUGAGACAGGAACCCUGGAUGUAGUCAGAGUAGGGUGAGGGCCUCCGGAGGGGGCAGAGCAGGAUAUUUGCAGUCAGAGCAAUGUAACUACAUGCAAGGAAACCCCCCUACUAAAAAU
Messenger RNA from Manis javanica (Malayan pangolin), 765 nucleotides. NCBI's taxonomy places the organism in Eukaryota, Metazoa, Chordata, Mammalia, Pholidota, Manidae. The record is from RefSeq and is a predicted model, not a curated record.